Molecule: messenger RNA, 792 nt
Organism: Penicillium antarcticum
Lineage: Eukaryota; Fungi; Ascomycota; Eurotiomycetes; Eurotiales; Aspergillaceae
Product: putative 2-deoxy-D-gluconate 3-dehydrogenase
Exons: 3
Coding region: 1-792 (263 amino acids)
Molecular function (GO): oxidoreductase activity, acting on the CH-OH group of donors, NAD or NADP as acceptor
Source: RefSeq, a predicted model, not a curated record
AUGACAGACGUUCUAUCCCUCUUUUCCCUCAACGGGACAACCGCCCUUGUCACCGGUGGCACACGAGGCAUUGGCCAAGCCAUGGCCCUCGCCUUGGCCGAGGCCGGCGCCGACGUUAUCCUGGUUCAGCGCGACAACACCAACACAUCCACCAAAGAUCAAAUCACCAAGCUCGGCCGUCAAGCCUGGAUCCACGUCGCAGAACUAGGAGAUCGGCAAGCCGUCAAAAACAUCAUCCCCGCCGUGACCAGCCAAGGCCUCAAGCCCGAGAUUCUAGUGAACUGCGCCGGGAUUCAACGGCGACACGCGAGCGAACAGUUCCCAGACUCGGACUGGGACGAGGUUCUAGAAGUAAAUCUCUCCUCGGUAUUCGCGCUCUGCCGGGAAUUCGGCGCAUACCUGCUUGCCCGUGAUGCCUCUGAGUUCCCUUCUGGCCGUCGGGGUUCUAUCAUCAACGUCGCGUCGCUACUCACCUUCCAGGGUGGAAUCACAGUGCCAGCCUAUGCGGCGUCCAAGGGGGGUAUUGGACAGUUAACUAAGGCGUUGUCUAAUGAGUGGAUCGCCAAGGGUAUUAAUGUGAACGCUAUUGCCCCUGGAUAUAUCGCGACCGAUAUGAACACUGCUCUGAUCAACGAUGCCAACCGCAAUGCGGGAAUCAUGGCGCGUAUCCCUGCUGGCCGAUGGGGGAAUCCCGAGGACUUUAAGGGGGCCGUGGUGUACUUGGCCAGUCGGGCUAGUAGCUAUGUGUCGGGGGAUAUUCUCACUGUGGACGGUGGCUGGAUGGGGCGGUGA